GUCACACGCGGAAGUGCCUGGUCUCUGCUGCCGUGCGUCUGCAGUCAACAUGGCCAGCAGAAACAACAACAAGCUGCCCAGCAACCUCCCGCAGCUACAGAAUCUGAUCAAGCGGGACCCGCCGGCCUACAUCGAGGAGUUUCUGCAGCAGUAUAACCACUACAGAUCCAAUGUGGAGAUUUUCAAAUUACAACCGAAUAAACCCAGCAAGGAACUAGCAGAGCUGGUGAUGUUCAUGGCACAGAUUGGCCACUGCUACCCAGAGCAUCUCCGCAGCUUUCCCCAAGAGCUCAAAGAUCUCCUCUCCUACAAUCACACCGUCUUGGACCCAGAUCUUCGGAUGACAUUCUGCAAAUCCUUGAUCUUGCUGAGAAACAAGAAUCUCAUCGAUCCUUCAGGGUUACUGGAGCUCUUCUUUGAACUUCUGCGUUGCCAUGAUAAGCUGCUGCGAACGACUUUAUACACACAUAUUGUGACUGAUAUCAAGAAUAUAAACGCCAAACACAAGAACAAUAAAGUCAAUGUGGUCUUGCAGAACUUCAUGUAUACCAUGUUAAGAGACAGUAAUGCGACUGCAGCCAAGAUCUCUUUGGACGUGAUGAUCGAACUGUAUAGAAGGAACAUCUGGAAUGAUGCUAAAACUGUCAAUGUUAUCACGACAGCGUGCUUCUCUAAGGUGACCAAGAUACUGGUUGCUGCUUUAACAUUCUUCCUCGGGAAAGAUGAAGAUGAAAAACAGGAUAGUGACUCGGAAUCUGAGGAUGAAGGGCCAACAGCCAGAGACCUGCUGGUGCAGUACGCCACAGGGAAGAAAAGCUCCAAAAACAAGAAGAAGUUGGAGAAGGCAAUGAAAGUGCUCAAGAAACAAAAGAAGAAGAAAAAGCCAGAGGUAUUCAACUUCUCAGCUAUUCACUUGAUUCAUGAUCCCCAAGACUUUGCUGAAAAACUCCUCAAGCAGCUGGAGAGCUCCAAGGAGAGGUUUGAAGUGAAGAUGAUGCUCAUGAACCUUAUCUCCAGAUUGGUGGGAAUUCACGAGCUUUUUCUCUUCAACUUCUACCCGUUUGUGCAAAGGUUCCUGCAGCCCCACCAGAGAGAAGUAACGAAGAUCCUUCUGUUUGCUGCACAAGCUUCUCAUCAGCUUGUGCCCCCAGAGAUCAUUCAGUCCUUGCUGAUGACCGUGGCCAACAAUUUUGUUACUGACAAGAACUCUGGGGAAGUCAUGACAGUAGGCAUCAACGCUAUAAAGGAGAUAACGGCCCGAUGUCCUCUGGCCAUGACUGAAGACCUUCUCCAAGACUUGGCUCAGUACAAAACCCACAAAGACAAGAAUGUGAUGAUGGCUGCUAGGACUCUGAUUCAGCUCUUCCGGACACUGAAUCCCCAGAUGUUGCAGAAGAAAUUCCGCGGGAAGCCUACAGAGGCUUCCACAGAGGCACGGGUACAGGAGUACGGAGAGUUAGAUGCUAAAGAUUAUAUUCCAGGAGCGGAAGUGUUGGACGUGGAGAAGGAAGAGAAUGAUGACAAUGAAGAAGACGGUUGGGAAAGUGCCAGCCUCAGUGAGGAAGAGGAAGAGGAAGCUGACGGCGAGUGGGUCGAUGUGCACCACUCUUCCGAUGAGGAGCAGCAGGAAAUUUCCCGGAAGCUGAGCAGCAUGCCCAUGGAGGAGCGGAAAGCCAAAGCCGCCGCCGUCAGCACAAGUCGAGUUUUAACUCAGGAAGACUUCCAGAAAAUCCGCAUUGCCCAGAUGAGGAAAGAGCUGGACGCUGCCCCAGGGAAAGCCCAGAAGAGGAAGUACAUUGAAAUAGACAGUGAUGAGGAGCGCAGGGGCGAGUUGCUUUCCCUUCGGGACAUUGAACGCCUUCAUAAAAAGCCCAAGUCUGACAAGGAGACGAGGCUGGCGACGGCCAUGGCUGGGAAAACAGACCGAAAGGAGUUUGUAAGGAAAAAAACCAAAAUGAAUCCAUUCGCUAGCUCCACGAAUAAAGAGAAGAAGAAGCAGAAGAACUUCAUGAUGAUGCGCUAUAGCCAGAAUGUCCGGUCCAAGAACAAGCGUUCCUUCCGAGAAAAGCAGCUGGCGCUACGAGAUGCACUUUUGAAAAAGAGGAAAAGAAUGAAGUAACUUCCAAGCAAGUUUUCCAAUCCAGAGAGAAUACUGUUUAUAAUGUUGCUCUGUAUAUUAGUAAAGCAAGAAUGUCGGUUUACAUAAAAGAGUCCAGAAGCGUUCUAUUACAAAGCCUGCAGUGAAGUUGGUGAUCACUCAGUGUCUUAGAUUUCAGGGAUGGAAAGUGGUGGCGGUGGAAUCAUGGUAUCAUGAAAUCAUUUUCAUGUAGCGCUCAUACCAAAAAAAAAUUGUUGGGUGCCUAUUACCUGUCACUGUACAUACAGAAAAUAAUGAGCCAUAAUCCCUUCACCAAGCCCAGUGGCUGCCUGGUGGGUCGGGUGCACACACAUGUGCUUCCAGUGCAGUGUAAAUAAUUCUCUUGUGGAGAUGGCCCAUGUGUGCAGAGGCUUUGUGGGCCGACUCUAGGAAAGGAGUUACAGAGUCUCUUAAAACAGGACAAUGUUACAAGAGUAAGAGGUUCUUACGUGUCAGUUGACUUCCCUGCUGCAAACAGGUUUCUGUCCCGCAGACUUGGAGCGAACGGUGUAGCUCCAGGUGAAGGUUUUUUGGUUAAGACCACACUGUUUAAACUGCCUUAAAUAUAAAUAAUAGUGUGGAGUUUUUUUAAUUUACCACUUGAACUCGUAAUAUUGUCUUCCCCAGCCUCCCUUCCUCCCACCGGAUUUUCACUUCUCUGCCUUGGCUCCAUAAAAGGUUCCAGCAUGACAUCCUUGUGCCCAGAUGUGUGGAGGCGUGUGUAUGCUCUCUUCCACUGGCCUGCUCUAGCUGAUUCCAGGGGUCAGUUGUUUUGUAUGUGAAUUGUUGCACCCAGAAGCAGGCUGGUGCCUUUUGUUCCAGAUUUCUUAAGUAAUCUGUGCUAGUUGAGAAAAUUGUCACAAGUUACUCACAAUUAGAGUAAAAGGCGAUUUUCUGCCCUCCCCUAAAGCAGCUCCUAGCAUCACUUUCUUAGCUGCCUUUCCAGUUCCUUUGCUCCCUUUAAGCUUGUUUAAAUGAAAUCUCCCAUCACUGCUGGGUGAUCAGUCAUGCUGUCAGGCUGCUCCUGACCACUUGGUUGCCUCACAGGAAGUUCCCAAUGCAAAUUGGUGUAUUUCAGACAUGAAACCGCACCCUUUUGUUUGUGAAUUUUUGAACCAAGUGCUUUCUGUGUGUCUGAGUUGAGAAAGUGAUAGGAUGGCAUAGCAGCCACAGCCUCGCUGCAUGAGUGUGGAGGUCCCUGGAGGUGUGGGCCUUCCCCUGAGCCACACUGCACUGGGAGCGAGGAGGCCAGAACUCUGCUUGCCCCACCGCCUGUUCCACUGCGGCCUGUUCUCUUCAUAGCCAGAGGUUUAAACUCAAGGUGGAAAGGCACCUGAUUUUAAAAGGCUGGUUCUUAACUAUUUUAUUUCCUGAAUUCCUUAGUAUCUCUUUUAAUCCAGUUUCUUGUUAUUUUAUAAAUCUUUGCUUGAGAAUAUUUCCUGUUGUCAAUUUGAAAAAGUUGGCAGUGUCUGGACUUGAGCUUUUUAACCUUAAAUGUCUGUCAACAUGAGAAUGGGUGCAUUUCAGGGUUGAGUUCAUUGUCAGGGUCAUAGUACCUGAAGUGAUGCUUCAAGUCAGGAUGAAGGAAAUAGAUUUCCACAGUGACUCUACAACAGAAAGUACCUUGUAGAGCUGGCGAGAGGCAUACUCACACCCAAAACGGAAGUAUCUUAGGUGAUGGGGGUAUUGAGUAUUGAUUCAUUUUACAGUCUAGACAUAAAGUGUCAUAUUAUAUAAUAUCAUAAAUAGAUUUCUGGUCAGUUUACCAAAGGAAAAAAAAAUAAUCUCCCAGCCUUGGGUGGGGACCCAGAGGAGGCAGCAGUGCAGCUGGCCAGACCGGGCAAGGCCUCUGUGCUGACCAAGUGAUGCGGUGACAGACAGGUGGACGGUAGGGAGCCCAUCCCAAAUUUGACAUUGUUUUAGUAGAACUUUUGAGAGGUUAUGUUGUGUGAAUUUUGUUUUUUAUUUAUUCAUAUUGUAAUUCUUUCAAAAUGUGUAACCUUCACUGCAGCUCUGUGUGAGCCGGAAUGUUAAGUCAGAAUACUCUGUUUUUAAGCUGUUCUGGAUUCCACAGUUUCAAGUUGUAAUAUGUCAGGGCCACUCUACCACGUGCCAUUCUUUCCUUCCUUGUGUCAUUGCUUUUGGGAAACAGUUUAAUAAACUGAUUAGUUCACAUGA
This is a messenger RNA of Ochotona curzoniae (black-lipped pika), 4315 nucleotides long. RefSeq names its product SDA1 domain containing 1 (gene SDAD1). The coding region runs from base 50 to 2119 and encodes 689 amino acids. NCBI's taxonomy places the organism in Eukaryota, Metazoa, Chordata, Mammalia, Lagomorpha, Ochotonidae. Gene Ontology annotation, cellular component: nucleolus. Gene Ontology annotation, biological process: ribosomal large subunit export from nucleus; ribosomal large subunit biogenesis. The transcript has 22 exons. The record is from RefSeq and is a predicted model, not a curated record.